Hemibagrus wyckioides is the source of this 1435-nucleotide messenger RNA. It is a transcript of the gene hsdl1, whose product is annotated as hydroxysteroid dehydrogenase like 1. The transcript has 4 exons. The coding region runs from base 117 to 1073 and encodes 318 amino acids. Gene Ontology annotation, cellular component: mitochondrion. The record is from RefSeq and is a predicted model, not a curated record. NCBI's taxonomy places the organism in Eukaryota, Metazoa, Chordata, Actinopteri, Siluriformes, Bagridae.
CGUGGGUUGGUCAGCGCGACUUCUUCCGGGUUUGAUGUUUAUGUGCGCUCGAAAGGCAUCAGAGAGUCGAAAUUGUAGAUUUUGUGCUGUAUUAAGUUUAAUCGAGUGAUUUAAUCAUGGCUGCGGUCGACAGUUUUCCAUUGCUAUAUCGAGAAAUCGCUAGAUCUUGCAGUUGUUAUGUAGAAACGCUUGCAUUAGUGGGUGCACUCUAUACUGCAAGUAAAGCUGUUACACUGAUGAGGGACUGCUAUAGUCUGAUAAGGCUUCACUUCAUCCCACGUCUUGUUUACCCUAGAGAUCUUGUGCACAGAUAUGGAAAAUGGGCCAUUAUUAGUGGUGCAUCAGAGGUGAUAGCUAAAGCAUAUGCUGAGGAGCUGGCCAGGCAUGGUGUAGGCAUUAUCCUCAUUAGCACAGACAGCACCUCUCUAAAUGACACCGCCAGGACCAUCUCUGACACUCAUGGAGUCGAGGCUGUCCUGGUGGAGGCAGAUUUCAGCCACGGUGCCUUGACGUGCAAGCCCAUUAAAGACGCAAUCAAGGACAAAGACAUCGGAUUUGUCAUAAACUGCCUGAAUUCGUCGCUGGAUAUCCCCCGAGACUUCCACGAUAUAUCUGAGAGCGAGCUGUGGCAGAUUAUAAACAACACUGUAUCUGCUGCAUCACUGAUCACCCGCCUGGCUCUACCCGGCAUGGCUGAGAAGCAAAGAGGCGUAGUUGUUAACAUUUCAUCAGGAAGGUGCUUCAGACCCUAUGCACGGAAGGCUGCGCUCUCUGCCUCGACGGCUUUCUUUGACCACUUCAGUCGUGCUCUGCGUUAUGAAUACGGCCAUCGUGGAGUGUUUGUGCAGAGUUUGCUUCCUGGUUCUGUAGCCUCUGAGGGAGAUGAUGGAAGUAUCAUCACUGGCUGGUUGGUUCCUCAGCCUCAUGUUUACGCCAGGCAUGCUUUGUCCACUCUGGGCAUCUCGCACAGAACUACAGGAUACUGGCCUCACACGCUACAGCUUGGACUUGUGCGGUGUGUUCCAGAGUGGAUAUGGGUCCUGGGAGAGAGAGUGAUGUGUAGGAUGACCUAAAAGCUCAGACUUUCACCUGAAUAAUAAAUAAUAAAUGUUGCAGUGUUUAACAGCGUAUAAGUACAGGACGUGACUAGCUUACAGUACAUGCACUGGCUAUAAGUGUGGUACACUUCUGCAGUUCUUAUCUUGUGCAACGUAUUGUGUCGAAAUAUUCCAUGAUCACUUUUAGCUGACCGGGUGAUAACAUAGUUGUGUUAUAAACAACUUGACGAGUGACCAAUAUUCUAUAUACAUCAGUGUCUCUGGUGUUUUGUGUGUACUGCUUAUAGAAAAUGGUGAUUUAUUUAUAUAUUGUUGUAAGAGCUCAGAUUCUACAUGCUUAUUUUCAACAAUUCUCAAUAAAGUAUUAUUAAACUUCA